AUGGGAUUAUUUAAAAGCCAUCCAAGUACUGCAGUGACAGAAAUUAUCAAUGGUUGUUGUUCAAGGGGAGAAAUAGAUGACGAUUUCCUCUUGGAAUCACAACUCUCAUCUUUAAUCGAUGCUAUAAAGUCUCAGAAGGACUUUGUUGAGCCGGGUGCAGUGGAAGCAGCCCGUGCCUUAAGGAAAAAGAUGAAGUAUGGUGAUGUCAAGGAACAAAUCAUUGCCUUGAAAUUGUUGGACUUACUUGUUAUAAAUGGAGUCCGGGCAAAAUUUAUGCAGCCUCUCUUUAAUGAUGAGAAGUUACUGGACAGGUUGGAGUUUUAUGUCAAUGAUAAGCAGAAUUUUUCGAGCGGUACUACUGCAUCUUAUGGUAGAGCUGGGGAGCCGAAUUUCCAAAUCAAACAUAGAGCCGUUUGUAAACUGGCUAAAAACCUGAUGGCUCAGUGGUACGAUGAAUUCAAUGACUUUGAGAGUAUGCGUAACUUCAACCAGAUAUUUGAACGCAAUAUCAAAAAAAAGUCACUUGCUUACAAUGACUUUGAGGAAGGUACGACAUCGUAUAGAAGUAGAAUCAACGAUGAAGUUCCUGACUAUAUGAACGAUGAGGCAGACAUGGAUUUCGAGUUUGAUACUUUUGAGUCCAAUAAACCAAAAACUAAUGCAGAACUUGACAGAAAAUUUAAAAUUCCAAAGAUAAACUACGAGAAAGAAGCACCAAAGAUUUUACAACUUAUUGCAGAAGCUAAUAUCAUGGCUACAAAUCUCAUGAAUAUCUUGAAUUCUCUUGAAAAAGACGAAUUGUCGAUUCACUCAAUAAGGGCAAAUGACGCCUUUGAUCAGUGUCGUUCUAUUAGGCGUAAAGUUUUAAGAUAUCUACAAUUAGUUCAAAAAGAAGAAUUGUUAGGGCCAUUACUCAAAUGCAAUGACGAUUUAGUUGCAUCGCUUCAGAAAUAUGAGGCAAAGAGUAUUCCCGGAGGAGCAAAAGUCCAACAAUCGGAAGACGAUGAUGACGAUUAUGAUUCCUUGGCGGAUUAUGAAUCCGAUAAUGAGCCCUCCGACAGGUAUGUGAGGGAAGAGCCACCAUCGGUAACCCAUUCUGAAAGUACGUCCUCCACUUCCACUUUCACUAAAAGGGCACCGCCUCCUGUCCCCAGAAAGAGUAAUAACCUUAGAUCUUCUUAUCAAGACCCACAGGAGCAAAUACAUGCAAGACCCAAACUCAGUGACUUUGAUCCGUUCAGUGACGAUAAUGAAGUUGCACCUUCUCCGGCAUGGUGA
Messenger RNA from Pichia kudriavzevii, 1278 nucleotides. RefSeq lists its product as uncharacterized. The transcript has a single exon. Gene Ontology annotation, molecular function: ubiquitin binding; phosphatidylinositol binding. Gene Ontology annotation, cellular component: actin cortical patch. Gene Ontology annotation, biological process: actin cortical patch localization; actin filament organization; endocytosis. The coding region runs from base 1 to 1278 and encodes 425 amino acids. NCBI's taxonomy places the organism in Eukaryota, Fungi, Ascomycota, Pichiomycetes, Pichiales, Pichiaceae. The record is from RefSeq and is a predicted model, not a curated record.